AUGUCGCUACAGAACGAUAAUCGACCGAGGGUGGACGGUUAUGUGCAACCUCAACGAGUCAAGAAGCCGCCGUUCUCUGUGGAGGCCUCUGGAUACGAGAAGAAGGAUGGCGAGACAAUUCCCAGACGUAACCCACUGGCCAAAGACAAGCUCAUUACACAACCCUCAGACGAUGUCAAGACCAUCUAUGACAAUCUCAAACGAGCUGCCUCCAAGUUUGGCAAUGCAAAAGCCAUUGGAACGAGAAAGAUCAUCAAGACUCAUGUCGAGAACAAGAAGGUCAAGAAAACGGUCGACGGUCGAGAGCAAGAGUUUGACAAGAAAUGGACCUACUACGAGCUCAGCCCCUACAACUACAUGACUUUUAUUGAGUAUGAGAAGAUGGCUCUGGACUGCGGUUCUGGUCUGCACAAUCUCGGCAUCACCAAAGAAAACAAAAUGCACCUUUACGGGGCUACCAGUGCCCAUUGGCUUGCCAUGUCGCAUGCCGCUUCCUCGCAGUCCAUUCCCAUCGUCACUGCCUACGAUUCUCUCGGUGAAGAAGGAUUGAGACAUUCUCUCGUCCAAACCGGCUCUGUUGCCAUCUUCCUAGACCCCAACCUCAUUCCUACCUUGAUGAAGGUGUUGAAGGAUGCCAAAGAACUCAAAUCGGUCAUUUACAACACGGAUCCUGAGAUCAAGGAGGCCGACCUGCAGAAUCUGAAAUCGUCCUUCCCAGACCUGAAGGUUAUCAGCUUCGCAGAGUUGCAAAAAUCUGGGGCUGACAAUCCGGCCGAGCCUGUACCUCCAAGCCCAGAUGACCUGGCUUGUAUAAUGUAUACAUCCGGUUCUACCGGUCCACCAAAGGGUGUCACCAUCAAACACAAAGCCGUGGUUGCUGCCAUGGCUGGCGUGCAAAGCGUGGUCGCUCCGUACAUUUCCCCGGCCGAUGCAUUGCUUACCUAUCUGCCCCAGUCCCACAUCUUCGAAUACAUGUUUGAGAAUGUGUGCUUGUUCUGGGGCGGGAUCAUGGGAUACGGCAAUCCCAAGACACUGUCCGACACGUCUGUUCGAAACUGCAAAGGAGACAUUCGCGAGUUCCGACCUACAAUCUUGAUCGGUGUGCCGGCGGUCUGGGAGAGCGUCAAGAAAGGUAUCCUCGCCAAGGUCAACAGCAGCUCUUUUAUCGUCAAGAAUAUGUUCUGGGGAGCUAUGUCGUUGAAACAAAUUCUUUUGGGCGCAGGCCUCCCGGGGUCUGGUAUUCUCGAUGCUAUCGUCUUCAAGAAGUUGAAGGAUGCCACGGGGGGCCGCCUUCGCAUUGCUUUCAAUGGGGGUGGACCCGUCUCUCAGGAGACGAUCAAAUUCAUCAGCUACGCCGUCACUCCAAUGAUCUCGGGCUACGGUCUCACCGAAACCUCGGCGAUGGGUUGCAUUCAGGACCCUUUGGCGUGGGAUCCUCAUGCUUUGGGUGAUAUUCCAGGUUGUAUUGAGAUCAAACUGGUUGAUUUCCCCGACGCGGGCUACUUUUCGACCAACAACCCCCCUCAGGGCGAGAUCUGGAUCCGCGGGCCGCCUGUCACUGACGGCUAUUGGAACAACGACAAAGAGACGAAAGAGGCCAUUACCGAAGACAAAUGGUUCAAGACCGGCGACAUCGGCCAAUUCAACGCCAACGGACACUUGGUGAUCAUUGACCGAAAGAAAAAUCUGGUCAAGACAUUGAACGGUGAAUACAUCGCCAUCGAGAAGCUGGAAUCGUCAUAUCGUGCGGCUCCGGUGGUUGGAAACAUCUGCGUGUUUGCAGCUGAAGACAAGGCUAAACCGAUUGCCAUUAUCGUCCCAGUCGAGGCCGCACUGCAAAAGAUUGCUGCCGCCAACGGAAUCAAAGGAGAGUCUCUCGAAGAGAUGGUUCACGACAAGAAACUGAACGGUAUCGUGCUCAAGGAAGUUCAAAAAGCUGGCCGUGAAGUAGGUCUGACCGGUAUUGAAAUCAUUGACGGUCUGGUCAUGGCGGACGAGGAAUGGACCCCACAGAACGGACUCAUCUCACCUGCCCAAAAGCUACAAAGGAAAAAGAUUCAGGCCAAGUACGAAAAAGAAAUCAAAGAGGCCUACGGCAACUGA
Molecule: messenger RNA, 2103 nt
Organism: Rhinocladiella mackenziei CBS 650.93
Lineage: Eukaryota; Fungi; Ascomycota; Eurotiomycetes; Chaetothyriales; Herpotrichiellaceae
Exons: 3
Coding region: 1-2103 (700 amino acids)
Biological process (GO): long-chain fatty-acyl-CoA metabolic process; long-chain fatty acid metabolic process
Cellular component (GO): endoplasmic reticulum; lipid droplet; plasma membrane
Molecular function (GO): long-chain fatty acid-CoA ligase activity
Source: RefSeq, a predicted model, not a curated record